GCCCAGCGCCAGGUGCCCGCAGCCCGGCCCCGUUGCUCUGCGGGGAGAACAUUGUCUGCGUCCAGCAGCUGCGGGAAGAGAGCCGGGCCCCGCUGCUGACCCUCCGCCCGGGCGGGGCGGGAAUGGACAGGGCGGGUCUGGGGCUUGCUCGGGGCCGCAGAUUUCCCCAGCGCGUUGUUCCCGGCGGGGGUGGGGACGGAGCGGGCUCCUGGCCGAUCGGAAGCAGCUGAUUCCCCCCACCCCGCUCCUCCCGGUUUUGCGGAUGGAAUUGAAGGCGGGGUGCUGAAGUUGCCGAAGCCUGCCUGGAUCCUCCCCUCCGCCCCUCGGACAAACCAUGCGGGAUCUAGCGAUCGAGAUCGGGAUACGAGUGCUGCUCUUCGGUGUCUUCGUUUUUACAGAGUUUUUGGAUCCAUUCCAGAGAGUUAUCCAGCCAGAAGAAAUCUGGCUUUAUAAAAAUCCUUUGGUACAAUCAGACAACAUACCUACACGCCUCAUGUUUGCAAUUUCAUUCCUCACACCACUGGCUGUCAUUUUUGUGGUGAAAAUAAUCCGGCGGACAGACAAGACUGAAAUUAAAGAAGCCUUCUUAGCUGUUUCCUUGGCUCUCGCUCUGAAUGGAGUCUGCACAAAUACUAUUAAAUUAAUAGUGGGGAGACCUCGUCCCGAUUUCUUUUACCGCUGCUUUCCAGAUGGAGUAAUGAACUCUGAAAUGCACUGCACAGGUGAUCCAGAUCUGGUGUCCGAAGGCAGAAAGAGUUUUCCGAGUAUCCACUCUUCUUUUGCAUUUUCAGGCCUUGGCUUUACGACCUUCUACUUAGCUGGAAAGUUGCACUGCUUCACUGAAAACGGCCGAGGGAAAAGCUGGAGGCUUUGUGCAGCAAUUCUGCCUCUGUAUUGUGCCAUGAUGAUUGCCCUGUCACGCAUGUGUGAUUACAAGCAUCAUUGGCAAGAUGCUUUUGUCGGAGGAAUCAUUGGCCUAAUUUUCGCUUAUAUUUGCUACAGACAGCACUACCCACCUUUGGGUAACAUGGCUUGCCAUAAACCUUACGUCAGCCUCCUAGUUCAGACCUCAACGAAGAAGGAAGAGAGACCCACAGCAGAUAAUGCUACCGGCCUGCCUCUAGAGGGAAUAACUGAAGGACCAGUAUGACUAAUAAAUGUGCACAAUGAACUUCUAGCCCUUCUCACAUUCCUCCAAACUGGUCUCUUAACAUGAUGUUUCCUACAGUACAUUUGGGCGAUGAUUUUUUUUUAAAGAUAUUAUUUUUCAUACAGUAACAUCCUCUUACUUUUAAGGUUCAGUUUUCAGUACAUACUGUUUUGUCCAGCUGUCUGUUUUCAGUCCGUUGCCAGAGCAAAAAAAAAAAAAAAAAUCCAGAGAGGAAACAAGCGUCAAUAGAGAGAACAUGCCAAAUCCAAGUUAGUUAACUGAAUAGUUUUGAAAGAGAGGUAUUUGAAGAUACAGUCAAUCUGAAAACAGUGGAUGUAGAUUGUCCUCAACUGUCGGUGACUUCAGUGGGUGUUGAGUGCGGUCCUCACUUUCAGGAGGUUUUCAGCAACUGCCAUAAUCAGCCCUUGGUCUGUUUCUUUAUAUAAUUUGAUGUGUAAGGGGCAACCUCCUUAUGUUUAUGUUGUGGUCUUCUAACAUAAUAAAUCUUCCACAUGAUGUGAAUGCUUUGUGCUAGUUGUCAAGUUUUGGCAGGGUUAUUCUGAGCUGGUAAUUAAACAGUUGCUGAAGUGUAUGAAGAGCAAGAGUCUGAAAAGAGCCAAGUCUACUCACAUCAAGGGUUUUGGAGGAUGAAGCUGACAGCAGAGUGAGCCAAAUCUGUGGAAAUUGUCAGCUUGCAAUAACAUAUGUUCAUAGGCUGGAUUAGAAACUGGGUAGUAAAAUAUUAGUAUUUUUUUCUGAGAGCUCGGGCAGUAAUUAUUUUCAAAAUUGAAUGAAACCGCAGCAACUCCCACGACAUACAACAAGCUGCAAUCUUAAAAACAAACAAACAAGCAAAAAUCUUAAAACUGCGCAGUUGAAGAAACACCAUGUUUUCUGUGAAUCUCAAUGUGCCACAGCUGUCCUGGUAGAACUGUCUCCAAUGAGACACUCCAGCAUUGGUUGUGAUCUUAAGGAAUGUUUAGACUUUGGUUCAUGAGCAUUGGUUUCACAUGUAUGAAUGCUUCCAUCAGUUUCCAGCACUGUAAUAUGCCUGGCUGAAUUCUGAGAAAAAUAUUCCACUUGCUCAUUUCCCCAUUUUCAAUUCAUCAUAUUCCUAAGCCUAGCGUUUGUAAGGGUCAUCUUGCCGCCUGAUCCAAAGCCCAUUAAGUCAAUGGGAAUCAUUUCAUAGUAAUCUAGUAGGCUUUCGAUGAGGUGCAGAGGAGGUAACCAUGUGUCUGACCAACCUAUGUUAGUUUAUUUUUUUUAGGUUCAUGUUUCCAUUCAUUAUUCAUGCACUAUGACAUAUUAAAAACAUAUCACACUCCAGUGAAAUGAUGUACCGUUGAAUGGCAAAGUGUCAGCUUCCAGCAUUUCCUUUAAUAGAUGGAUUAGAAAAGAGCAGGUAAAAUGUUCUAAAAAUCACAUCCUGACAGUUGAACAUUUCUGAGCUAGAUCAGCUCGUUAAGGUGAUCAUAACCGCUUUGAUCAACAAUAUCCAUUAUGGUGCUUUAGACUGGAGGAGACCGGUGCCAUAGCUACCUUAUAACUGUGUUCCUGUUGGAAUAUGUAUUGGCCUUGUAGGCGUUUUGUGAUUCAAAAAAGCUGUGUGUCUCAGUGUAAAGGCUUGUCAUUUAUUUUUGUCAAAGGUACACUUUGUAGAUUUUUUGAGAAGAGCUAUUCCCUGAUUGGCAACACUUGAAUUUUUAUAGAAGAAAAAGAAGUUAUGAACCCUUUUUCUAAAUAAAAAAAAUAUGCAUGCAAAAGAAUACUGCCAAACUCAUUUAAUGAAAACAUAUACAAAAUUGUGAAAUAUACAUGAAUAGGAAAUUACCUUAUGGAAAAGCCAUAGAAAAUGUAAUAGGGAUGAGACCAAUAGGGGUUCUAUAGAAAUUAGGCCUGGUCUAUACUGGUGCUAUAGGCCCUAGUGUAGAUACAAUUAUACCAGCAUAACUGUUUUUAUAUGCCACUAUAGCUUAUGCCAGUUCCUUAAACUGACAUAAAUUAAACCAAUAUAAGCAUAGCUGUGCCGGUUUAACUGCAUCCUCACUAGGAGGGUUUUCCCAGUAUAGCUUUAUCAACAAAACCCAGUUAUGGUAGACCAGUCAUUACUCUAGAAACCUAGGCAAAUGUAAUAAAGAUUUCUCUCCUUGCUAUAGAGUUUUUACACCAUUCUAUAGAAUUCUGUAUCAGGGAUAUAAUUUUAUAUAGGAUGAUUGAAAAAAACUAGCAAAGUUAUCGUUUCUAUAAAUUCUGUAUGAUUUUUCCAUUAGUUUUGUCUUUUAAUGGAAAAACUUGGCCUCUGGCAUGUAUGCAAAUCUUAAAAAAAUUCUUAAACUCAAAUUGAAAGUUUAUUAUUGAGGUUUAGUGCAUUUUACACAUUUUUAUAUAAAUCUGGUGUAUUCUUAAAAAAUGAGUAGGGCCUCCUAAAUGUGCUGUAAAAAUUCCCACUAUUUUAAUGAACUUUGAUACAAGUUAGCUAUAUUCCCCUUGUUGUUUGGGAUGAGAAACUGACACAGCACUUAGAAGAAACACAACUGUGAAAAUGCUGGAAUAUGAAAUGUGCACCAUAAAUACUUAUAUUGAAAGAUAAAUGAG
This is a messenger RNA of Mauremys mutica (yellowpond turtle), 3745 nucleotides long. It is a transcript of the gene PLPP4, whose product is annotated as phospholipid phosphatase 4. The record is from RefSeq and is a predicted model, not a curated record. The coding region runs from base 335 to 1150 and encodes 271 amino acids. Gene Ontology annotation, biological process: phospholipid metabolic process. Gene Ontology annotation, molecular function: phosphatidate phosphatase activity. NCBI's taxonomy places the organism in Eukaryota, Metazoa, Chordata, Testudines, Geoemydidae. The transcript has 7 exons.